Messenger RNA from Helianthus annuus (common sunflower), 1487 nucleotides. RefSeq names its product bifunctional riboflavin kinase/FMN phosphatase. The coding region runs from base 131 to 1219 and encodes 362 amino acids. Gene Ontology annotation, biological process: riboflavin biosynthetic process; glycerol biosynthetic process; FMN biosynthetic process. Lineage: Eukaryota; Viridiplantae; Streptophyta; Magnoliopsida; Asterales; Asteraceae. The transcript is spliced from 10 exons. Gene Ontology annotation, molecular function: sn-glycerol 3-phosphatase activity; riboflavin kinase activity. The record is from RefSeq and is a predicted model, not a curated record.
UUUGUACCAUGCGAUUAUGCGAAUCACCCAUCACAAUCCCUUUUAUAACUAACCAUGAUGCGUUGAUUGCUUCUUCAACCCCAUUUACGAUCUCUACCCACACCACCACCACCGCCGCCGUCGCCGAGCAAUGGCCGGCCGUCGCAUCUCUGCCGUCAUCUUUGAUUUGGACGGCACCCUUCUUAACACAGAGCAAGUGACAAAGGAUCUAUUGAAGGAAUUUCUGGUUGGAUAUGGGAAAGUGGUGGAUAUGGAGAAGGAGAACAAGAGGAUGGGGAUGAUACACCAUCAGUCAGCAAUUGCAAUUGUUAAGGAUUAUGAUCUUCCAAUCACACCCCAACAAUACUCUCAAAGUAUCAUGCCAAUGUAUCAUGAAAGGUGGCUGCAAGCCAAACCGCUUCCCGGUGUUAAUCGGCUCAUGAAGCAUCUCCAGAAACAUGGGAUUCCAUUUGCACUUGCUUCAAAUUCUGUAAAGAAGAAUGUACUAGUCAAAGUGUCUUCCCAAGAAGGUUGGGGAGAGUCCUUUUCAGUAAUUCUUGGAAGUGACGAGGUCAAAUCAGGGAAACCUUCGCCGGACCUAUUUCUGGAGGCUGCUAGUAGAAUGGGUGUGGAUGCAUCUUCUUGUCUUGUCAUAGAAGAUUCUCUGGUAGGGAUUAAAGCUGGAAAAGCUGCGAAUAUGCAAGUGGUUGCGGUGCCAUCUAUUCAAACUGAAUCCGAUGAAUACUCGAUUGCUGAUUAUGUGAUUCAUUCAUUCCUUGAUUUUCAGCCACAAAUAUGGGGACUCCCGCUGUUUGAUGAUUGGGUGAUGAAAGCGUUGCCAAUUGAUCCUAUUCGUUUUAAGGGAUCAUACAAAAAUGGAUUUCUUGAAGAAAUUUCAGAUAACGAUGCUUCUGAUAUUCCGGGUCAAGCCUGGGGUGUCUAUUUUGGUUGGGUUGACUUUGACUCGCCUGACAGAUUUAAGAUUGUGGUUAGCAUCCGAUGGGACUGUAGCUCUGGCUCUUUCAGGAGAAACAUUCAGGCUUGUUUUAUCAAUGGAAGCAAUGAGCAAAUCUGUGAUCAGCAAAUUGAAGUGGCACUUGUCGGUUAUAUCAGGGGAUUUCAAACCAUGCAAAAUCCUUUGACGGAUGCUCAAAUUCUUGACGAUGACAAGUCAAUUGCGGAAGCGUGCUUGGAUUCAGCAGCGUAUAGCUAUCACAGGUGCAGCCCUGCUAAACUAUAAAGAGUUUGCGUUGGUUAUAAAAAAAAGUCAAAACAUUUCGGUUUGACCAUUACACUCUGAUAAGUUGACAUUGACUCAAAAGUAUGCUACAAAAUUUAACAUUUGAUUUAACUAUAUUUAAGCUAAGGCUUGUCCAAGGUGAAGCAUGGCUUUGGAUCAAGGUUUAGUUUAAUAAUUCAACUCUAAUGAGUGUAAUAUAACUUGAUAUUGCAUAGGUAUAAUGGUUGGAAUAAUAAAGUUAUAUGAACUUUUAGUUUUUGUGUUGACA